Symbiodinium necroappetens is the source of this 492-nucleotide messenger RNA. Lineage: Eukaryota; Dinophyceae; Suessiales; Symbiodiniaceae. The record is from the annotation of a GenBank genome assembly.
AUGCCGAAUGGUGGUCGCCGCCGCGCAGACUACAGCUAUGGACGGUGGGAUCACGGUGGCUAUUGGCAGUGGACGGCAAGUACUCGCAGGCGAGAACGGUGGGCAAGUGCUUCGGCAACGGGAAGUUUCAACAUGAACCGUGCCCAGCAGCUCCUUAGCCAGCACCGCCUCGCAGGCGAGGAGCUCUACAAUCAGGCAUUCUGUGGCAAGAUGCCGGAGACGUCCUUCGCGGCGAUGGAAGAGUACGUUCAGGAAAUGCCACGCACGGCAUGGAACACGAUGCAUGUAAUGCCUAUGUACGAUGCGUUCGGAUGCGGGGAAAGGCCCCACUUCAUCAACGUUCCAGAGGCAGCUCCUCCGUCGCCCUCGACACCAAGUAAUGACGUUAACAUCAUCAUGGAGAGUAUGCGCCUCCUGCAAGCCAUGGCACCUGAGCAGGCCGCAAAAAUCUUAACCGAUACAGCUGCCCUGCAGGGGCCUUAUGAGGACUGA